UCUGCAAAAGGAGGCGUGGGCACCUUGCAAGGCUUGGCAGCUCGCCUCUAUGUGCAUGCUUCUCCUGCUGAGCACAAGGCCCACAGUGUGAAGUUCAUGGAGUUCUCGGAAGUGGAGAACCAGGAUGACUACUACAGCGCAGGAGCCGGCUGUGUCCACAUCCAGGACCGGCGAGGCGUGUACGUCAUGUAUGACGCAGCCUUGCAGGAUCUGCAGGAACGAGAAGCGGAAAUGCUGCUGGUGGCCAGUCAUUACGUUGAGAAAGAGAAAAGUCACCCAGAGGACAGCACCCCCGGGACUGGCGGAGACGGGAGAUGGGCCCAUGCAGGUGUGGACAGGUUUGCUGUGCUGUACGACAUGUGGACUUGGGAAGCAGCCCUUCUAGAUCACAAGCGCCAGCUUCUCGACAGUUACUUUGAAGCCUACCAGCACGUGUUGGACCCCGAGGAGAGGUUUGCCUUAGCUCAGGUGAUCACUGACAUCAUGCACCAGCGUCCACGGUUCGAUCCCAGCCAUCCUUAUUUCAUUAAGGCCUACAGAGAUGCUUGCACCUGCCUGAAGCUUCACCUGCAGCUGGUGAGGGGCAUCCUCAACCAGCAUAUGGAGCGUCAACGGGAUUAUGUCCAGCGGCUUUGGCGAGUAGCUCGCUCAGAGGAGGAGAGCAGCACGUUUGGACUCCCCCCGAACAUCAUUUGCCAACAACUUAUCUCCAUCAAUAACAGCAGCCCAGCACUGAAAAACAUUUAUCUGCUGGAGUUCCACCCUUCCCUGGGCCUGGCUGCGCACAUUCCCAAAGCCCUGGAGCAUCUCUUCCGGGAGUCCCGAAGCAUCUGCCGACCUGCCUCGGCCAGCGGGCUCGCCCAGCUGGAGAACCUCGUGUUUCGACUGGCCUUGGAUAUAUGGCUGGCCCCGGUCAAGCCCGAGUCCUGGUACAGUGCCCAGCUCCAGAAAGACCUGUUCUCAGCUAGAGUGAUGGGAGACCCCUUUCUCCUGGAGGAGCUCGGCCUGCUUGCGUUCAAGUCUGCCGCGGACGAAGGAGAGAAGCAAGGCCCAGAUGCGCAUGCGCUGCUCCUGGAGAACUUUUCCAAACUUCUGGAACUGUUGACCCUCCGCCACCGGCUGAUAGAAAUGAGCCUAGCGAGCGCACACUUAGCUCGGCUCUAUAAGGAAUUGGCAUGGGAGAUGGGUUUUGAAGAGUUCCACUUGUACCUGAGACCCGUUCAUUUUGAGUUUGCAUCACACAAGGAGAAGGUAGACCAUCCACCCCCGGUCUUUAUUACUUCUCUGCUGGAAGACAGUGACCGGGUAGACAGAUAUUCCCCUACUUCUCUUGUCUUAGCCAUCUCUGAGGUGGAUGAUAAUCAAGUGGGUAAAUUUAGUUUUUAUACAAAGGAAGCCAUCCUCAGGCUCUUGCUCCAUUCAGGAGUGGAAAACAUGCAAGUGGCCCUUGCAUGGCAAGCUGCUCAGAAAAAUGCUUUGAUGGUGGCUAUCCAGCAGGCGUCCUUCUAUCACGUCCCCCGCAGGGACUGUCCGGCCGGAGUCAAGGAAAUAGGUUCCGAUCUGAGACAUCAUGGUGGGAUGGCUCCAACCAGAAGAAGAUACUCCAGAAUUGUGAAUGGUACAGAGAGUUUGCCCUUAACCACAACGCCCAAAGUCCCAGGCUCCUUUGUGCAUCCUCCAGAAAGACUCCAGACUAUCAAAAGGGCUCCGGAGGCAUUCGUGUCCAUUCAGCUAGAAAAGGUGGGGCUGCGGGACAUGAUGCUGAACGACUUUCUCCUCAGGAAGCAAACCAUGGCCGACAGGAUGCAGCACCCCGUGAGUGUGCCGCCAGGAGAGCCCCCCAAAGCUCUCGUCUCUUCCAUGUCUGAAAGUACAGACAUUCUUGACUUGCAAUUUGUUGCUUUUAGUCUAUUUAGAUAG
This is a messenger RNA of Echinops telfairi (small Madagascar hedgehog), 1920 nucleotides long. RefSeq lists its product as uncharacterized. The transcript is spliced from 12 exons. The record is from RefSeq and is a predicted model, not a curated record. The annotation marks the transcript as partial. NCBI's taxonomy places the organism in Eukaryota, Metazoa, Chordata, Mammalia, Afrosoricida, Tenrecidae.